GUAUAUGCUCCCACAGCACUUCCUGUAAGAGUUCUCUUUGCUCGGGAGUAAAAAUGGCAAGUUCAGUCGCAAACGUAGGACGUCUCUUUUGGCGCUCCAGCAACAAAUUACAACGGUUUGCAGCGCCUGUUGCAUUGAAUGCAACACAACAAAGAGAUUAUGGAACUAAGAGAAUCAAGGUUGCCAACCCUGUUGUGGAAAUGGAUGGGGAUGAAAUGACUCGCAUCAUUUGGGAAAAGAUCAAGGAAACUCUGAUCCUGCCCUACGUUGAUGUUGAUCUGAAGUACUACGAUCUGGGCUUGCCAUACAGAGACCAGACUGAUGACCAGGUUACCAUUGAUGCAGCUCUGGCCACCAAGAAAUACAAUGUGGCUGUCAAGUGUGCAACAAUCACUCCAGACGAAGAACGUGUAGAAGAAUUCAAGCUGAAAAAGAUGUGGCUGAGUCCUAAUGGAACAAUCAGGAACAUUCUUGGAGGAACAGUAUUCCGAGAGCCAAUUAUCUGUCAGAAAGUUCCUCGCCUGGUGCCAGGAUGGACAAGACCUAUUGUCAUUGGUCGUCAUGCUCACGGGGACCAGUACAAAGCUACAGACAUGGUUAUUCCUGGAAAUGGCAAACUUGAGCUCAUUUACACACCCGAGGGAGGUCAGGAGCAAAGGACAACCGUGUUCGACUUCAAAAAUGGUGGUGGAUGUGCCAUGGCCAUGUACAAUACUGAUGAGAGCAUCACUGCUUUUGCCCAUACCUGCUUCCAGUACGCAAUCAUGAAGAAGUGGCCCUUGUACAUGAGCACAAAGAACACAAUCCUCAAAAGAUACGACGGAAGAUUCAAGGACAUCUUUGAGGAAGUCUACCAGCAAGGCUACAAAGCCAAGUUUGAUGAGCUCAAAAUCUGGUACGAACACCGUCUCAUUGACGACAUGGUGGCCCAGGCACUGAAGUCUGAUGGAGGAUUUGUGUGGGCGUGUAAGAACUAUGACGGAGACGUCCAGUCCGAUGUGGUAGCCCAGGGUUACGGCUCCCUAGGUCUGAUGACCAGUGUGCUAGUGUGCCCCGACGGAAAGACUGUCGAGUCUGAAGCUGCUCACGGAACUGUUACUAGACAUUACAGGGAACACCAGAAGGGUAACCCAACAAGCACAAACCCGGUAGCCAGUAUUUAUGCCUGGACAAGGGGACUUGAACACAGAGGCAAACUCGAUGGAAACAAUGACCUUAUCACAUUUUCACAAAAAUUGGAGAAAGCCUGUGUUGACACUAUUGAUAGUGGAAAAAUGACCAAGGACUUAGCUGGUUGUAUAUAUGGGUUGAAGAAUGUAAAACCCGAGCAUUACCUUAACACAAUGGACUUUCUGCAGGCCAUCCGUGAAACUCAGGAAAAGAUGUGAUGAACUCGGGUGUGAACUAAUAGCUAUAACAAAAGUCUGUGAUCCUCAAAAGUCAAAACGAAAAAUUUAAAUCAGAUACUCUUUAUCUUUGAUACUGGAAUAAUGGUCUGAUAUCUUUACAUAGGCAGCUUUUAGUUAGCCAAAUUGUGACACUUCAUUAUCUUACUAUUUAUAUACUAAUCAUGUCAGAUGGAAUUUUUAUUCCGCAGUAUUAGUGAAAUUUUAGUCAUGUUAAUGGUUGUUUUUGAUUUGUAUUAACAUACUUUCUUCUGCUUUAUUGAUGCAUAGAUUAUACACAGACCGAGUUUAUGCAGUUUCGUUUUUUUUUUUAUAUACACACUAAGUGCCAAUUUUGAAAGUGCUUUUUUUUCUACACAAACCUUAUAAGUCUUACUGCCGAAUUGUUGCUCUGCAGGCAGGAUACAAAACCAUGUGACAAUUGUGCAACAUUCCAGCAGCAAGAAAAAUCAAAUUUUUCCAGAUUGGACCACUGACUAUUAUAGAAGUUUGUCCUUUUGUGUGAAAUAAAAUGUUAAACUACAGGA
Molecule: messenger RNA, 1933 nt
Organism: Magallana angulata
Lineage: Eukaryota; Metazoa; Mollusca; Bivalvia; Ostreida; Ostreidae
Product: isocitrate dehydrogenase [NADP], mitochondrial-like
Exons: 10
Coding region: 54-1388 (444 amino acids)
Biological process (GO): isocitrate metabolic process
Cellular component (GO): mitochondrion
Molecular function (GO): isocitrate dehydrogenase (NADP+) activity; NAD binding; magnesium ion binding
Source: RefSeq, a predicted model, not a curated record